Messenger RNA from Poecilia latipinna (sailfin molly), 1774 nucleotides. It is a transcript of the gene tmod1, whose product is annotated as tropomodulin 1. The transcript is spliced from 12 exons. Gene Ontology annotation, cellular component: striated muscle thin filament; myofibril; cytoskeleton. Gene Ontology annotation, biological process: pointed-end actin filament capping; muscle contraction; myofibril assembly. Lineage: Eukaryota; Metazoa; Chordata; Actinopteri; Cyprinodontiformes; Poeciliidae. Gene Ontology annotation, molecular function: tropomyosin binding. The coding region runs from base 516 to 1589 and encodes 357 amino acids. The record is from RefSeq and is a predicted model, not a curated record.
AGGAGGAGGAGGAGGAGGAUCACCUCUCCCUAAGUUGACUUUGCCGUUUUAGGGAGAUUAGACUCAUCUUUCCACAAACCCACUAAGAGCUGAGCAAAGACGGGAGAGGAGAGGGUACGCCUCGACUUCUGCUGAACUCGGUAACCACUCUGUCCACGGGUCAUGGCCGGUUCCGUGUAGCGGAGCGGGUUUUUAUUUCGGGCGGAUUCCCCCCGGUUUGUGCGCCUGCAGCCGAGCGCAGCUCUCACUGCGGCUCCAAAGGGAAACCAUAUCUGGUCAAAGUAUUCGUUGCUGUCACCCAGUAGAGCCGGACCGUCUAUUAAUAGCACCGGAGGAGCUGCUACACCAUCCCAGUUUGGACACCUGGCUGCCUUUAGUGCAGUGAAUGAGCAUCACUGAGUCCACUGCCUCCAUCAUUCUAGAUAUUUUCAAAUUAAGUCCACAUUCUCCAGCUCGGUUGUCUUUUUCGUCUCGUCUUUCUGGUCCGGGGAGGUCGUGGAGGUGUGCGGCUCAUCAUGUCGCUGUUGAAGAAGGAGAUGGACAAGUACAGGGACAUAGACGAGGACGAGCUGCUGAAGAAGCUGUCAGAGGAGGAGCUGCAGCGGCUAGAGGACGAGCUGGAGGAGCUCGAUCCUGACAAUGCAUUGCUGCCUGCCGGCCUUCGACAGAAGGACCAGACCAAGAAAGCACCAACAGGAACGUUUCAGAGAGACAACCUGCUGGCCCAUCUGGAGAAGCAGGCCAAGGAGCAUCCUGACAGAGAAGACCUGGUGCCGUUCACCGGCGAGAAGAGAGGAAAGGCGUGGGUGCCAAAACAGAGGGUGGACCCCAUCAUAGAGAACGUGACCCUGGAGCCGGAGCUGGAGGAAGCCCUGGCCAGUGCCUCCGAUGCAGAACUCUGCGACAUUGCAGCUAUCCUGGGCAUGCACACCCUGAUGAGCAACCAGCAGUACUACGAAGCGCUGGCCAGCAGCACCAUAGUCAACAAGCAAGGCCUCAACAGUGUGAUCCAGUGUACCCAGUAUAAACCAGUCCCCGACGAGGAGCCCAACUCCACUGACGUCGAGGAAACGCUGAUGAGGGUAAAGAGGAACGAUCCUGACCUGGUGGAGGUCAACCUCAACAACAUAAAGAAUAUCCCCAUCCCAAUACUGAAGGCUUAUGCCGAAGCACUGAUGAAGAACACCGUGGUGGAGAGGUUCAGCAUUGUUGGAACAAGGAGCAAUGACCCUGUAGCAUUUGCACUGGCAGAGAUGCUGAAGGUGAACUCAACUCUGAAGAGUCUGAAUGUCGAGUCAAACUUCAUCACCGGGGCUGGAAUCCUGUCCCUGAUCGAAUCACUGCAGAAUAACACCACACUACUGGAGAUUAAAAUCGACAAUCAGAGCCAGCCGCUGGGAAACAAAGUGGAGAUGGAGAUAGCCAGCAUCCUGGAGAAAAACACCACCUUGUUAAAGUUCGGCUAUCAUUUCACUCAACAGGGCCCGCGCCUGCGAGGCUCCAACGCUAUGAUGAACAACAACGACUUGGUAAGAAAGAGAAGGCUUGAGGGAGGACCCAUCUUCCCAAAGUGUCGGACAAAUGUGUAAAAAACAAACAAAUAAACAAUGGCUACCUUCAUCCUCCUCCAAUCGUCCUUGACCUCCAUCAUCAUCCUCCUCAUCGUUUGGUAAAUCUUGUGAAAAUUAUUAUUUUGUGCAUCUGGAUUGGCUAAGACCUUAAAAGCAGCAGCUCUCUGCUCACCAACCAGGAGAUGUACGCUUUGUGUCAGUAA